AACACUGAUAUACGAUAUUGUCGGAGUGCUUCUUUGGCUUGAGUUGCUGAUUCCAGUGCAUAUUGUUGUAAAUGUUUAAAAGUUGUGCUCUUGUGUUGCUGCUUCAUAGGGCGAUUGUCGUUCUUAUAGCUACGUAUGUGGAAUCUCCAGUAAAGUUGCUCCACCUUGGGAGUCCCUUAUGUUCCUAGCCAGACUCAUACCACGGAUGUGCCACAACAUAAACCGGGUUGUCUAUGUAUUUGGCCCACCAGUCAAAGAACCUCCCACUGACGUUACUCCCACUUUCCUGACGACAGGAGUUCUCAGCACAUUGCGGCAGGCUGAUUUCGAGGCUCAUAAUAUUCUCAGGGAAUCUGGUUAUUCUGGAAAAAUCAGCCAGAUGCCAGUCAUCUUAACACCAUUGCAUUUUGAUCGAGAUCCCCUGCAGAAACAACCAUCCUGUCAAAGAUCAGUGGUUAUUCGAACUUUCAUUACAAGUGAUUUCAUGACUGGCAUUGCAGCAACUCCUGGCAAUGAGAUACCAGAAGAGGUUGUGUUGAAGAUGGUGACAGAGAUUAAGAAGAUUCCUGGCAUCUCCCGGGUGAUGUAUGACUUGACUUCAAAACCCCCAGGAACGACUGAAUGGGAGUAAUUAUUUCCCUCCCUCCAUGAAAGUACUGUAUGCAGUUUUAAAUUAUAUCAGAAACCAUUCCCAGUGUUGACAUGCAGUACUGUGAAAAGAGUGACUGGAGCGGCUGCUACAUCCCAUGUGAUUACUGUUUUUUCUCCUGGAACAUAAUCUGCAAAUUAAGAGUGCUGAUGAGGGUGGGCGGGGAGUCAGCUAAGUGGGGCUGAGGACACGUACGGGUAAAUAAUUUACGGCAGCAUUGCCUAUGUGCAGACAGAAACAUAUUGCUUUGCCUUUUUGUCUUACAGACUCUUCCUGGUUUUUGUGUUUUUACUGUUAAAUGUCAUUUCAAUGUCUCUUUUUUUUUUUUGUAUACUGUGUAAAAAGAGACAGUUUAUUUACAUUCACCAACCCCAUUGUUAGAGCUAUUAAUAAUGUAAAAUGAAAAAAAGUGACCAACUGCUUUUGAAACAGAUUUAUUAUAAAUAAAUAUUUUGCCAAAUGGAGUAGUGAGCAUUGUUGAAUUGUAGAGUAAUGUAUAUUUAUUUUCUGUAUAUUGUAGUACCUGUUCCAUAUCAUUUGGAGUAUUAAGCUCAUGGCAAUAAGUGUUGGUGUAUUCAAGAACUGUAUCCAAAAGGACUAUAUUCUACCCCCCACCCUGAUCCCCCACUUUUUAAUUCUUUCAAAACAAAUAACUUUUUAAGGAUGUUAAAUCAUAUGUCUUCCCACACUCUAUAGCUACUAUCUAUAUUUAAUGUACAUUAAAUCAGUUACAAGAGAAACAAACAUGAAUUAUAUAUAUAGUUGAAAACUCACCGCUUGGAAAAAAGAAUCAGAGUAACAAUUCUCACAGCAGCCAUCAAAAUUGCUGUGCUGUGCUCUUGUUUUCUUUUCUUUUUUGAACUUUAAUUUUAGUCAGAUCUUUUAGCUUUCUGUUUUAUGUGAGGCUUCUUAAUAAAGGCAAGGAAAUGCUGCAUUUAAAAAAAAAACUUUUUCCAAGCUGUGUUUAAAUAUUAUGUUUAUUUCUGUGUGAUUGGUAUUAGAGCCAGCUUGGUAAACUUGAGAACAAAUGAGUUGUUUUUAUUAACACCACUCAUUGAAUAAGCUACCGUUAAGUUAGAAAGGUGAAUAUAAUUACCUUUUUCCUCCAAUUUAUUGAGCCUGAAUCAAACUUUCUUUAAUACAUUGUUUGUGAAACUAGAAUGGAGGAAAUACCAGUUACUAUGAGCUGACUCUUCUACACGUGCCAUAGCUUUUGUUACUCAUUCUGAAUACCUCCCAGUGCAUUGUAAAUCAAUGCAAACUAAGAUUUUGCUUUGUACACAAAUAUUAAAUGGCCCAGUAUAGUCAUAUUAAUAAGUAGGAUACCAACAACUAUCUGCCAUAUAAUGGCUGUUUGGAAAUGCAUUGCAUUAACUGGAACCUUAUGGGAGAGAUGAUGAAAUAGCUGCUUUUCUUUAAUUCCAAAUUUGAUGGCAAAACAUAUCAUUCAGCAUUUCAUUCAAGAUGCAGAUCUAUCCUUGUAUCAGUAACAAAGUUGUAGCUGAAUUAGAGGCCUAAAUCAAUGUGUGUGGUUGGAUAGUCCCUGCUGGGAGCAUGGCGCACUGUCUGCCUAAAACUAUGCAGAAGGAGAAAAUAGGAUUGAAAGAAUGAUACUGGCCACACAUCCGCAAUGACCUAUCAGUAUAUUCUAGUAGAUUUGAUUAAACCGGAGGGUUCCCUUGCUGUACCAGCUAUCUUGCUGUGCCACGUAAUUAUUUGCAAUCUUUUCAAGAUUGUUCCCAUGGAGAUCUUGCAGCGAUGGUACCAAGGAUAGGAGCGGUGUCCACUUGAACCAACCCAUGAUGACCAAUCUUCAUACCUACCUACAAUCCAUGAUCUGGAUCCAAACUAUCCUCUAGGAAAAGUUUUAAGUAAAUGUUACGACUGUAGCAUCUUUUGAGAAGUAGCAGCUUUGAUCCCUGGCUUGGGUGGGGAACAGGAAUUAAGAAAAUGAUUAAGGAAAUGCUUCCUAGUCAUUCAAGUUCAUAGCACUGGGAUACUUCUGCAUCUAUUUGUGUGCCUGUAUAGUUGAGGCUAUGACAGUAGCAAAAUUGUGGCUAUUUUGAAUGUUUGUUUGAAGCUGGUUUAAUAUUCAGUCUUAUUGUAAUUAAGGUAUAGCCUGGGAAAAAGAGGUAUAGUUAACAAUCAGAAGAGUCAGAAGUUUGACUUAGUUGGAGUUCAAAUAUUUCCAUUUUCAUAUUCACUUACUGUAGAUGCACAUAUUGUCAAAUUCUAUGGCUUUUAGAUUAGUAAAAUUUGUUAGGUUUUGUUUUCUCAAGAUAAUAACAGUGUACUUAUUUUUAAAUUGGAUCCAUGAAUAAAAUGGAGUUUGGAAACCUUUAUAAGGAUUAUUAUGCUAGAGACAGAAAUGAACACAUAUAAAGUGCAUUGCAGUAUAAGUAAAUUGUUUAAAUGAAGACAUCGGUGUUGUACAGAAAGGGGACUCUUUGUGCAUGACUAGUGUAGUACAGAAGAGGAUUUCUUUCUCUUAAACCCACACUGAUUCAGUUUAGGAGGGCAGUGGAAUGUGGAGUACACUUAAAUGGCCAGGCUUCUAGUUCUUGAAUGUAUUUCAUAGUACUGAUUCCCGUAAUCUCAACCAGAUGCAGAAAACAGGCUUGUUGUGGUCCAGGAGGGAAUGGGUAAUAUGUAGCCUAUGAAUGCAGAUGCCCUUGUUAGAUCUGUUUGCCCUCUAGUCUCCAGUAAGACAUGUCAACUGUUUUCAAAGACAAUUGUAUAGGGAAUAAUUCCUAGAGCUCUCAGUUAAAAAAAAAAAAAAAAAAAUCUGUAAAUGAUAACAGUACUGUCAGCCUUAAUUUUUAUCCUCAAAUAAAAGUGAACCCAUUUGGA
This is a messenger RNA of Python bivittatus (Burmese python), 3499 nucleotides long. The record is from RefSeq and is a predicted model, not a curated record. NCBI's taxonomy places the organism in Eukaryota, Metazoa, Chordata, Lepidosauria, Squamata, Pythonidae.